AGUAAGCUUGAAUUGUCAAAACCUAACACACUCUUCAUCAUUCCAGUUUCUCACCCAAUAUAUCAUUCUCAUUCUUUUCUGUUUUCUUGUUCAUCAUAGUUUUUUUUUUUCUUCUUCUCUGUAGAAGAAGGAAUGCAGAGAGAUGAGAGGCCAAUGUUAUUGUUUCUCUCCGUCUGAAGUUAUCGUUCUUUCAAAAUGCAUCAUCGGCGGUAGACAUUGCCACCGCAAACACGUCGAAGACGGUUGAUCUUUUUCCCCUAAAGUACCCCUCCCUCCUUCAUCUUUAUCUUUCUUCUUUUAGUCUGUAAAUAUUAGCCAAUAAGCCAUUUAGCCGAGCCAUGUGUGAUAAGGAAAAAGAGAGUUCUCACUCGGCUCUGCUCCACGGAAAAUACGAGCUGGGUCGAGUUCUCGGCCACGGAACAUUCGCGAAGGUUUACCACGCGCGAAACCUGAGCACAGGAAAAAACGUAGCCAUGAAAGUAGUUGGAAAAGAAAAAGUGAUAAAAGUUGGAAUGAUGGAACAAAUCAAACGAGAAAUCUCAGUGAUGAAGAUGGUGAAACACUCGAACAUAGUUCAAAUCCAUGAAGUCAUGGCUUCGAAGUCCAAGAUCUACAUCGCCAUGGAACUCGUUCGUGGCGGUGAGCUUUUCAACAAGAUCGUCAAAGGUCGGCUUAAAGAAGACGUUGCCAGAGUCUAUUUUCAGCAGUUGAUUUCCGCCGUUGAUUUCUGUCAUAGUCGCGGUGUUUACCACCGUGAUCUCAAACCGGAGAAUCUCCUCCUCGAUGAAGAAGGUAAUCUCAAGGUAUCUGAUUUUGGUCUCAGUACUUUCUCCGAGCAUUUGAAACAAGAUGGAUUGCUUCAUACUACUUGUGGUACUCCGGCGUAUGUUUCGCCGGAGGUUAUCGCGAAGAAAGGAUACGACGGUGCUAAGGCGGAUAUUUGGUCUUGUGGCGUCAUUCUGUAUGUUCUUCUCGCUGGAUUUUUACCGUUUCAGGAUGAUAAUUUGGUGGCUAUGUAUAAGAAAAUUUACCGAAGCGAUUUCAAGUGUCCACCUUGGUUUUCUCUUGAUGCGAGGAGGCUUAUCACGAAGCUUCUAGAUCCGAAUCCGAAUAGUAGAAUUACUAUAUCACAGAUAAUGGAUUCUUGUUGGUUUAAGAAACCGGUUCCGAAGAGUGUGGCGAGGAGGAAGAAAGAGAAGGAAGAGGAAGAAGAAGAGAAGGGAUUCGGUUUUCUGGAGACGGAGAAAUCGUCCAUGACUCCGACGACAAUGAAUGCUUUUCAUAUAAUAUCAUUAUCGGAGGGGUUUGAUUUGUCGCCGUUGUUUGAGGAGAAGAAGAGAGAAGAGAGGGAGGAGAUGAGAUUUGCAACGGCGGGGACGGCGAGUGGAGUGAUAUCGAAAUUGGAAGAAGUGGCGAAGGCUGUGAAGUUUGAUGUGAAAAGCAGUGAUACAAAGGUGAGGCUGCAGGGGCAGGAGAGAGGGAGGAAAGGGAAGUUGGCGAUUGCGGCGGAUAUUUACGCGGUGACGCCGUCAUUUUUGGUGGUGGAAGUUAAGAAAGAUAAGGGGGAUACGUUGGAGUAUAAUCAGUUCUGUAGUAAACAGCUUCGUCCUGCGCUUAAGGAUAUUUUCUGGACUUCUACUGAUCCUCCAGCUGCUUGAAUUUUCAUCAGUCUUGUGUUCUCUGUCUUGUUUGUUAAUUCAGUUGUGUAAUUGUUGUUUAGGAUGAGUUUCAUGUGUUUUAGACAUGAGAUUUGUGUUGUUUUCAUUCUAAGUUUUUAGGUUGUUUCUCAAAAAUGGUUGGUGAAUGUUAUUUGUCACUUGCCAUAGAAUUGAAUUUGAGAAAAAACAAGCUAGGAUUCUUGUUGAUGAAUCAGUGUAUGUGUCUUUGUGUUUGAUCCAUUGUCUUGUUACACCAUUUGUGUGUGAUAAUUUAUGUGUAAUUGGACUAUUGAAAUUCCUCUUCUCCAA
This is a messenger RNA of Vicia villosa (hairy vetch), 1967 nucleotides long. RefSeq names its product CBL-interacting serine/threonine-protein kinase 6. The record is from RefSeq and is a predicted model, not a curated record. Lineage: Eukaryota; Viridiplantae; Streptophyta; Magnoliopsida; Fabales; Fabaceae. Gene Ontology annotation, biological process: protein phosphorylation; signal transduction. The coding region runs from base 339 to 1658 and encodes 439 amino acids. Gene Ontology annotation, molecular function: protein kinase activity; ATP binding. The transcript has a single exon.